AUGGGAAAUAGUGUGAAAAAGGACUACACCGUAGGUCAGAUUGUGAAUUUGAUGUCUGUGGAUUGUCAGAGAAUCCAGGAUUCUGUUGGAGUCUUUCACUUCAUCAUACCAUUGUUCACGUCCCUGGUUGUCUGUCUGUACCAGAUAUGGGACGCCGUAGAAGAAAGUCUUCUGCCAUGUUUAGUGAUUUUAGCUUUAUUCAUAGGAUUGAGUAUAGCAUUUGGUCGAUUUCAACAAGGGUACCUAUUUGGACUGCUGCAAAACAAAAGCUCAAGGAUGAAACUGUUUAACGAAGUUUUAGGAGGAAUAAAGGUACUGAAGAUGUAUGCCUGGGAGACCAUAUUUGGUAAUAAGCUGAUGGACAUCAGAGAUACAGAAAUCGGAUUCCUUAAGAAGAAUGCCUUAAUUACAUCCUUUUCGGUGACUCUCUCCAUGCAGAAUCCUUUUCUGCUGUCCUCAGUUGUGUUCCUCAGUUACGUUAUUGCCAAACCGUCCAUGUAUUUAGACGCGGCGACGGCAUUUCAAGUGAUAUCUGUGUUGAACUUCCUACGGAAUAAUAUGGCCUUCGUACCUACCGUCAUAACGGCAAUUAUACAGAGUCGAGUUUCUGUAAGAAGAAUACAGAGAUUUUUGUGGACCGAGGAUAUCAACACAGACCAUGUUCAUCAUGUUAUUGAAGCAGAUCAUGUCAUUUCUGUCAAUAAUGCAUCCUUCACAUGGGACCCCGAGUCCCCUAUGUCAACGCUUCGCAAUAUCGACAUGAAGGGGAAUGAAGGGGAAUUGGUAGCUGUGGUGGGUCUGGUAGGAUCUGGCAAAUCAUCGCUCCUCUCUGCUCUACUAGGCGAGAUGUCUAGAACACAAGGUGAUGUAUCACUAAAGGGUACUACGGCGUACGUACCCCAAGAGGCCUGGAUUCAGAACAUGACUCUGAAGGACAAUAUCCUGUAUGGUAGUCAAUACCAGAAUAGGCGCUAUAGGAAAGUCAUCAAGGCGUGUCAGCUACUACCCGACCUGGCAAUACUGUCGGCCGGGGACCAGACGGAAAUAGGCCAGAGGGGCAUAAACUUGAGCGGUGGUCAGAAGCAGAGGGUCAGUUUAGCCAGAGCUGUUUAUAGUAACUCCGAUAUUUAUUUACUUGACGAUCCACUCAGCGCAGUCGACAGUCACGUGGGCAAGGCUAUUUUUGACAAGGUGGUCAGUAACGACGGGCUGCUGAAAGGAAAGACAAGGAUUCUGGUAACGCACGGGAUUCACUGGCUACCAAAGGUGGACAAAAUCAUUGUAAUGGACAACGGUCGGAUUUCAGAAGUCGGGAGUUACGAACAACUGCUGGGGAACAAUGGCGCCUUUGCUCUGUUUUUGAAUACCUUCUUACUAAAAGGAGAUUCAGACGACGUCGAGUCUGACGAAGAAGUUCGGCUGCUCAAAGAACAUAUCCGUGAGCGGAUAGAUACUUCAACAUCAGAUGGGGCCAUGUCAGAUGACAACAUAGACGGGUUACGGAAAAGUCACAAAAAGCGGACUAUUAGUGCCUCGUCCUCGGCUUCUGCAGAGUCUCUUAUGUCUCUUUCGCAAUCAUUCCGAUGUGACGAGGAACAACGACUUACAUCCAGGCGUCUCAUUACAGAAGAAACAACAAAGGAUGGGAUGGUGAGCUGGAGAGUGUACUUUGCCUUUAUGAAGGCUAUGGGAGUAGGCGUUACCUCCAUGGCAUUCUCGAUGUUAGCGAUAUCACAUGCUCUAGGAGCUUUACUUAAUUUCUGGAUAACUUUCUGGACAAAAGACGUUGAAGUUGACCAGGGAUUAAAUGUGACUAAUCAUACAAACUUGACUCCAUUCAUAAAUAAUGAUCCUGAUUACACGGACAGAAAUGUUUACUACCUUACCACAUAUUUUAUCAUCGGUCUUUGUCAAGUACUAACCAUGUUCCUGUUCAUGAUUCUAUUCCUAUUUGGAAUGGUGAGGGCAAGUAAGGUCUUUCAUUCCUCAAUGCUCCAAUGCAUUCUGCGGUCACCAAUGUCGUUCUUUGACACCACACCACUUGGUAGAAUACUAAACCGCUUCUGCAGUGACCUUGACACUAUUGAUGAUCGACUUCCGACGACAUACAGGCUUCUCUAUUAUUCCUAUAGCUUGCUCGUUAGUUUCAUCGUUAUUGGAAUACAGACACCAGAGUUCAUCAUAGCCACAAUCCCGUCCAUUAUCAUCUUCAGUGUCCUUCUUAAAUUUUACAUACCGACCGCACGGCAGCUGAAGAGGAUAGAAUCAGUAACUCGAUCUCCCGUAUAUAACCACUUUAGUGAGACGAUCACGGGAGCCAGUGUGAUCAGGGCGUACGGGUCUGUCGAUAGGUUUAUACUGGAAUCAGAGCGACGGAUCGACACCAACCUAGCUUUUCUUCACGCGGCCAACGGAGCUUCAAGAUGGAUUGGAGUUUCUUCUGAAUCCAUCGGUAAUCUCCUGACACUCGUUGCGGGAUUGUUUGCGGUGUUAUCAACGACAGUUUCGGGGAGCGAAGCUGGUCUCUCACUGACCUACGCAUCACAGAUAGUAUUUUCCAUUAACGCCUGUGUGUAUAGUAUUAGUGACAUGGAGAUGAAUAUCAUAUCUGCCGAGAGAGUGGAAGAGUACACAAAACUCGUGGCCGAGGCGGAGUGGAAGGACCCUGACCAUCAUCCAUACGACAGCUGGCCUGAAGACGGUAAAGUCCGAUUUGAGGACUACAAGACCAGGUACCGCCCUGGCCUGGAGCUGGUUCUCAACGGUGUUAACUGUGAAAUAUACAGCGGCGAGAAGGUUGGUAUCGUAGGACGAACAGGGGCCGGAAAGUCCUCCCUCGUCCUGGCUCUCUUCCGUCUUACAGAAGCUGCCUCCGGAAGUAUCACCAUAGAUCAAAGGAGAAUUGCAGAUCUGGGGCUUCACGACCUUAGGCCUCGUAUUACAAUAUUACCCCAGGAUCCUGUGAUAUUUUCCGACACCAUCAGAUCAAAUUUGGAUCCCUCUAAUCGGUUUUCGGACGAGGCUAUUUGGAGAGCGUUGGAGAGUGCCCAUCUCAAACAAUUCAUAUCUGAACAGAGAGAUACAAUCUAUCACCAGUGUGGGGAGGACGGUUUAAACCUAAGUGUUGGGCAGCGACAAUUAGUUUGUCUGGGCCGAGCUUUGCUUCACAAGAACAAAAUCCUGAUUCUGGAUGAGGCGACUGCUGCCGUUGACAUGGAGACGGAUGAGUUGAUACAGCAGACAAUUAAGUCGGAGUUCGAAGACUGUACUGUCCUAACUAUCGCCCAUAGGCUUAACACCAUCAUGGAUUAUGACAGAGUGAUGGUGCUGGACAAGGGCCUGGUAGUGGAGUUUGAUCGUCCCGAGAACUUGUUGGCGGACAAGGGGACAGUGUUCUACGGUAUGGCGAAGGAUGCCGAUCUAGUCGACUGGUUUGAUACGGAAAACAAGCAAAAAUAGACGGGUUACUAAAAAUAGAAUUGCAACAACCGAUCGGAGUCAAGCAAAGAUUGACGGGUUACUAAAAAUAGAAACACCAUCACCGAACAAGUCUAGGAAGACUGAUGGUUUACUAAAAAUAGAAAUACCACGACCGAUCGGAGUCCAGCAAAGAUAGACGGGUUACUAAAAAUACAAUUACCGUGACCAAACGAAGUCAAGCAAAGAUAGACGGGUCACUGAAAUAGAAACGCCAUCACCGAACGAGUCUAGGAAGAUGGACGGUUUACUAAAAAUAGAAAUACCACGACCAAUCGGAGUCAAGCAAAGAUAUAUUGGUUACUAAACAUUAAAAUACCACGACCAAAUUGAGGAAAACCGAGAUAGGCGGGUCACUAAGAAUAGAAUUACCACGACCAAACGAAGUCAAGCCAGACGGAACACUAAAAGAAAAAAGAAAAAAAACAAAAAAAAAACAAACACGUCCGAACAGAAAAUCAGACAAACUAGUUGGACCUUUAGAUAGGGCAUACUAUGAUUAUCAAAGCCUCAUGUUGUGUGCUCUUUGUCUUAACUGGACUCCUUCGAUACUAUAUACUUGGAUUGUAGAGCGUCUGAGUUUGUAUCAUAACAUGUACAAUUUUGUUAUAGAUAUAAUAAUGUUAAUAAAAAAAUCUUAUUAGCAUUUAAUGUUUUCUUGACAAACAUCUCUUUUGAAAUGCAACAUAUGCCAAAGAUGUAUAAAUUAGCAUGGUUAAAACAUUCCCUUGUGAUUACAUCACUACAUUGUCAACUAGGCAAUAUCAUUUAUCGAUACUUGCUUGAAAAUAUCUUUGAAUUUGUUUUGAGUAAAACGUGCCUUCAUCUUAGAAAUCAAAUUCCUUGUUUCCCUUUUCAAUUCAUCCUGGUAAGAUAUAGAUACUGGUUAUCUUGUUUUCAGAUUUUAUCGAUUAGUUAAGUGAUGUCGCGCGUACGACCCAUUGGUCAAUCCCAUCUCAUUUAAAUAUUCCGUUUCAAUAUCUGUACUAUAUAACAGAGAAUAGAGGAUACAAUUAAAGACCUUUCAGUGAAAGCAAGCAUGAUGACUUGAAAAAGGGGGAGUUACUAAUUAUAUGUUCUAUUAUUAACGUUGAAAGGUAUUAUUUUUUCUUAUAUUUAGAGUUUCUCUCAUUAAUGUUUAAUGGUUUCAACUUUUAGUGCGCGGUUUUAGCAUUCAGUCCAACCUUCUAUUGGUUGGUCCCAUUGGAGAUAUGCCAAUAGAUAUGCUAAUGACA
Pecten maximus is the source of this 4712-nucleotide messenger RNA. Its product is annotated as multidrug resistance-associated protein 1-like. Gene Ontology annotation, cellular component: membrane. Bases 1 to 3459 code for a protein of 1152 amino acids. Gene Ontology annotation, biological process: transmembrane transport. Lineage: Eukaryota; Metazoa; Mollusca; Bivalvia; Pectinida; Pectinidae. The transcript has 21 exons. The record is from RefSeq and is a predicted model, not a curated record. Gene Ontology annotation, molecular function: ATP hydrolysis activity; ATP binding; ABC-type transporter activity.